ACAAGGUGAGACUCAGCCUCUAGGAACUUAACCAUGGCAGGGUGCCUGGGGUGCUGGCUGCUGAGGUUGUGUCCAAGGGAACCCCCAGGUAUGGGGGACUCAGCAGGCUGGCUGUGCUAUAGACCUUGUCCAAGUAUUCCCGGGGGACCAGGUAAGUCAGAAGUAGCCUGAGCUAAAAUCAAGUAAAAUUUUAAAUUUUACUUAAUUUUCAUUCAUUUAAAUUUGAGGGAGGGGCUACCUUGCCAUGGCCAUAGAGGACAUUGAACAGGAUUGGGCAGCCGUCUGAGAAAGAGCAGUGCAGGGGAGCUAUCAGCUCACUGGUGACCUUUGGGGUCCCUUCUCUUCAACAGUUUGCUCAGUUUCUCUGUGCAGUGGAGGAGGGUCUAGAAGGACCCAUGUCCCAAGGUGAGCCAUGCCAUACCAUGCCGUACCAGAUCUUCCUCAACCAGAGUGGGGUGAAGCGAGGGGAGCAAUGGAAGCCUCUGUGCUCAGACCAUCCAUUCUGUGACCUCAGAGAGCUGUGGGGACAUCUCUCGACCAUCAUGGUGGUCUGGGUAGGCAUAGUGGGGAGGGACUGCUGAGACUCCUCCACGGCCCCACUGCAUAACCCGAUUAUCUCUUGUCUCCUCAUGGCUCCUGUGACUGCCUGGAUCCCACAGAGCUCCCAACUGAAGAAGGUCCUGGCCUGGUUUGAGGAGGGCGAGGAGACCACAACAGCCUUCGUGGAGCCUCUGGUCAUCAUGCUGAUCCUCGUGGCCAAUGCCAUCGUGGGCGUAUGGCAGGAACGCAAUGCUGAGAGUGCCAUUGAGGCCCUGAAAGAGUAUGAGCCUGAGAUGGGUAAGGUGAUCCGCUCGGACCGCAAGGGCGUGCAGAGGGUCCGCGCCCGGGACAUCGUCCCUGGAGACAUCGUGGAAGUAGCAGUGGGAGACAAAGUGCCCGCUGACCUCCGCCUCCUCGAGAUCAAGUCCACCACUCUGAGAGUGGACCAGUCCAUCCUGACAGGUGAAUCCGUGUCUGUGACCAAACACACAGAUGCUAUCCUGGAUCCCAGAGCUGUGAACCAGGACAAGAAGAACAUGCUAUUCUCUGGUACCAACAUCGCAUCGGGCAAGGCACUGGGGGUGGCAGUGGCCACGGGCCUGCACACAGAGCUGGGUAAGAUCCGGAGUCAGAUGGCGGCAGUGGAGCCAGAGCGGACACCGCUGCAGCACAAGCUGGAUGAGUUCGGGCGGCAGCUGUCCCGUGCCAUCUCUGUGAUCUGUGUGGCCGUGUGGGUCAUCAACAUCAGCCACUUCGCUGACCCAGCCCAUGGUGGCUCCUGGCUUCGUGGUGCCGUCUACUACUUCAAGAUUGCCGUGGCUCUGGCUGUGGCUGCCAUCCCUGAGGGCCUCCCAGCUGUUAUCACUACAUGCCUGGCUCUGGGCACACGACGCAUGGCACGCAAGAAUGCCAUUGUGCGGAGUCUGCCCUCUGUGGAGACGCUGGGCUGCACCUCGGUCAUCUGCUCCGACAAGACAGGCACACUCACCACCAAUCAGAUGUCUGUCUGCCGGAUGUUCGUGGUAGCCGAAGCUGAAGCAAGCUCCUGCCGUUUGCACGAGUUCACCAUCUCCGGCACCACUUACGCCCCGGAGGGCGAAGUGAGGCAGGCGGAGCAGCUCGUGCGCUGUGGGCAGUUCGAUGGGCUGGUGGAGCUGGCGACAAUCUGUGCCCUGUGCAACGACUCAGCGCUGGACUACAAUGAGGCUAAGGGCGUAUAUGAGAAGGUGGGAGAGGCCACGGAGACAGCCCUGACUUGCCUGGUGGAGAAAAUGAACGUGUUUGACACCAACCUCCAGGCCCUGUCCCGAGUGGAACGAGCCAGUGCCUGCAAUGCGGUCAUCAAGCAGCUGAUGCGGAAGGAGUUUACUUUGGAGUUCUCCCGGGACCGGAAGUCCAUGUCAGUGUACUGCACGCCCACUCGCCCUGGCCUGGCAGCCCAGGGCAGCAAGAUGUUUGUGAAGGGGGCUCCUGAGAGCGUGAUCGAGCGCUGCAGCUCAGUCCGAGUGGGAAGCCGCACAGUACCCCUGAACGCCACCUCCAGGGAGCAGAUCCUCGCCAAGAUCCGGGAUUGGGGCUCCGGCUCAGACACACUGCGUUGCCUGGCACUGGCCACUCGGGAUGCACCCCCAAGGAAGGAGGACAUGCAGCUGGAUGACUGCGGCAAAUUUGCGCAGUACGAGAUGGACCUGACUUUUGUGGGCUGCGUGGGCAUGCUGGACCCUCCAAGGCCCGAGGUGGCUGCUUGCAUCGCACGCUGCCACCAGGCCGGCAUCCGUGUGGUCAUGAUCACAGGGGACAACAAAGGCACAGCUGUGGCCAUCUGCCGCCGGCUUGGCAUCUUCAAGGACACAGAGGAUGUGGUGGGCAAGGCCUACACGGGUCGUGAAUUCGAUGACCUCAGCCCUGAGCAGCAACGCCAGGCCUGCCGCACAGCGUGCUGCUUCGCCCGUGUGGAACCUGCACACAAGUCCCGAAUUGUAGAGAACCUACAGUCCUUCAAUGAGAUCACCGCCAUGACUGGAGACGGGGUGAAUGAUGCCCCGGCUCUGAAGAAAGCAGAGAUUGGCAUUGCCAUGGGCUCCGGCACAGCUGUGGCCAAGUCGGCAGCUGAGAUGGUGCUGUCAGAUGACAACUUUGCCUCAAUUGUGGCUGCAGUGGAGGAGGGCCGGGCCAUCUACAACAACAUGAAGCAAUUCAUCCGCUACCUCAUCUCCUCCAAUGUCGGCGAGGUUGUCUGCAUCUUCCUCACGGCAAUUCUGGGCCUGCCGGAAGCCCUGAUCCCUGUGCAGCUGCUCUGGGUGAACCUGGUGACAGAUGGCUUACCUGCCACAGCCCUGGGUUUCAACCCACCAGACCUGGACAUCAUGGAGAAGCUGCCCCGGAACCCUCGUGAGGCCCUCAUCAGUGGCUGGCUCUUUUUUCGAUAUCUGGCUAUUGGAGUGUACGUAGGCCUGGCCACGGUGGCUGCCGCCACCUGGUGGUUCCUAUAUGAUGCCGAGGGACCUCACGUCACCUUCUACCAGCUGAGGAACUUCCUGAAGUGCUCCGAGGACAACCCACUCUUUGCUGACAUUGACUGCGAGGUCUUCGAGUCACGCUUCCCCACAACCAUGGCCUUGUCUGUGCUGGUGACCAUUGAAAUGUGCAAUGCCCUCAACAGCGUCUCGGAGAACCAGUCGCUGCUGCGGAUGCCACCCUGGCUGAACCCUUGGCUGCUGGCAGCUGUGGCCAUGUCCAUGGCCCUGCACUUCCUCAUCCUGCUGGUGCCACCCCUGCCCCUUAUUUUCCAGGUGACCCCACUGAGUGGGCGCCAGUGGGUAGUGGUGCUCCAGAUAUCUCUGCCUGUCAUCCUGCUUGAUGAGGCCCUCAAGUACCUGUCCCGGAACCACGUGGAUGAAGAAAAGGACAAGAAGUGAGUGCUGGGAACAGAGUGGAGUCUCCAGUGCGUACCUCAGCCUGAUGAUGCCCAAGCGUUCACUCCUACUCCCCACACUGCCGUCACGCUCACCGCUUGCUCACUGGGCCCUGCCGAGGGUCUCUGUCCUUGCUUCCAUAUGCAUGGGGGCUGUGCAACUCAUGCCUCUGGGACUCUCCUGGGAAGUUCACCCCUGACGUUCCGGCUCCAGAGCAGCAGCCUAGGAGGGGCCUGCCCAGAAGCCAGAGCUGGAAGCAGAUCCAGACAUGCAGAGGCCUCUACCCCCAAAUCUAUGAGCACAUUCUGGAGCAGGCACCCCCUUGCUUGGAGGCUGGGCAUUUUACUUGGUCACUGGUGCUUCUGUACUGAUGGAGGACUCCUGGAGUUCCUGCUAGCUCUGACCUCUCACUUAGUGCCUGGUCUGGGGCCUGGUCAGCGGGACGGGGGGCGGUGAAGGGGAGGACAUCUGGGCCCAGCUGUGCACAGUGAGGGCAGACAACCCCCCUCCACUCUGCUCUUUUCCCACAAAGUUGGCACGUGAGGGUUUGAGCCUCUUACUGUUUAUAUGUGCAGGGGGUUGAAGGGUCAGUGGGAGGGAGAUGGUAGUAGCGGGGGGGGGGGGGGAGGGGGUAGCUGGGUAAGGAUCCCCUUCCCAGGAGACAGCUGGCUUGGCUGCCUCAGUUCUGGACACUCCCAGACUGAGAUUUCCCUGUCCUAAGCAAAUGAGACAUGCCAAGUCUCGUUGCUGUCCAGUCUGCCGAGCAGAGGCUGGAUUUGCCCUCCAUGUCCCUGGUGCCUAAGGCCCCAGACAUCCUUGGGUACCUGAUCACUGUGCCCUCUCAGCUCAACCCUGUGUGCACCAUCCCACAGUCUGCAUGGCUGGGUGAUUCUGAGUCGUCUAGACUCUUGGCCUCACUCUUCACCUCCAACCCCACAUAUCCGUGAGCUGAAAGGAUGUUACUAAGAAUGGCUAGUUACCCAACAGCACUUACUCUCCCUCCCUCAUUGCUGGAAGAAUGUGUGUCCAUUGUGGAUCAUGUUGGAUGAUGGGAAAAGAGCGUUUGAUGGACAUAAAUGUUCUUUUAAUUCGGCUCUUGCCCCUCUGGCCAAAAUUAGGCAUGGAAGAAAACAGUGGGUCAAUGUACAUCCUCACCCCUCCUGGAGAGUACACCAAGUGAUUCUUUUAUGUGUAAAUCAAGACUCACAUCCCCGUCCUGGUCCCCAGAAUCAAAAAGCCCCCUUAGCCUGCCUUGCAGACAAAUGCGCUCCAGGCUCUGUGGCCUCUUACCACACCUUUCUUCCCUCCCCUCUCUCAGUCAGGCGGGGCUCCCCUGGGCACUAGCCCACAGAGAUUCUCUGCUUCUGUCCUGCUGAAGGGAAGGGAGAUCUUGAGGUGGGGGAUGGUGGGAGGGCCCCGAACCCACCUGUUGACGUGAAGUUGGUAGAGAAAUAAAGGUUGAGUGCCGGGGGCAAUGGAGGGUCA
Herpailurus yagouaroundi (jaguarundi) is the source of this 4940-nucleotide messenger RNA. RefSeq names its product ATPase sarcoplasmic/endoplasmic reticulum Ca2+ transporting 3 (gene ATP2A3). The transcript is spliced from 19 exons. Gene Ontology annotation, molecular function: ATP hydrolysis activity; ATP binding; P-type calcium transporter activity. Gene Ontology annotation, biological process: calcium ion transport. The record is from RefSeq and is a predicted model, not a curated record. Lineage: Eukaryota; Metazoa; Chordata; Mammalia; Carnivora; Felidae. The coding region runs from base 630 to 3458 and encodes 942 amino acids. Gene Ontology annotation, cellular component: membrane.